GCCCGUCACUUCCUGCCUGGCCCCGAGACGGGCCUGCCGGGUGGCGGCAGCGGCGGCGGCGCUGCAGCGCGUGAGCCAUGGUCGCUCUGGAGGACCCGGAGUGCGGCUCGGAGGCGGCGGCGGGCUCCCCGGGCGGGCGACGGACGCUGCCCCUUCCGGGCUGCCUGCCCACCCUAGCUGGCUCCCAGGUGAAGAGGCUGUCAGCCUCCAAGCGGAAGCAGCACUUUAUCAACCAGGCUGUGCGGAACUCGGACCUUGUGCCCAGGGCCAAAGGGCGGAAGAGCCUCCAGCGCCUGGAAAACACCCAGUACCUCCUGACCCUGCUGGAGACAGAUGGGGGCACACCUGGCCUGGAUGAUGGGGACCUGGCACCCCCUGCGGCACCCGGCAUCUUCGCAGAGGCCUGCAACAAUGAGAGCUACGUGGAGGUCUGGAACGACUUCAUGAACCGCUCCGGGGAGGAGCAGGAGCGCGUUCUCCGCUACCUGGAGGAUGAGGGCCGGAGCAAGGCGCGGAGGAGGGGGCCUUGCCGCGGGGAAGACAGACGGACAACAGAGGACCCGGCCUACACCCCCCGCGAGUGCUUCCAGCGCAUCAGCCGGCGUCUGCGAGCCGUCCUCAAGCGGAGCCGCAUACCCAUGGAAACACUGGAGACCUGGGAGGAACGGCUGCUGGGGUUCUUCUCCGUGUCUCCCCAGGCCGUGUACACAGCCAUGCUGGACAACAGCUUCGAGAGGCUCCUGCUCCACGCCGUCUGCCAGUACAUGGACCUCAUCUCAGCCAGUGCUGACCUGGAGGGCAAGAGGCAGAUGAAGGUCAGCAAUCGGCACCUGGACUUCCUGCCCCCGGGGCUGCUCCUGUCCGCGUACCUGGAGCAGCGCAGCUGAUGGAGGCCCCCGGUGCCCCCUUCUGCCACCUUCUGGCACCAAGACCUUUGAUGCCAUCCACUAAGAUCUCUUUCUAGUUUUUAGAAUUUCUCCUUGGGAAUGUGCUCUUCCCCUUGGGGUGGCCCCUCUUUGUCCAGGUCUCCCAGAGAAACGCUGGCAGCUGGGUCUGCCCCAGACUGUCCUGGCCCCUGGCCGCACUCCGUGGCUUGUAUCUGGGCAGGGAGAUCGGGCCUGCUCACUUCCAUAUUCCCUCUUCGUUCAGCUUUUUCAGCCCAGCCUGAAGCUUACUUGAGAAAGGAAAAGCUGGGUUUUUAUCACUUUUAAUGAAUUUGGUGUGAUUUGUUGUAGAUUUUUAAAUUUCCCUUUUGGGAAGAAAAACCAAAAACUCUCUUCAGUGGAUAAGUCAGGGGCUUUGUUCUGGUCCCUACUUGACCCCUCCUAGUUUUUGGCUCGGAGGGGGGGUGUCUCUGGGGCCAUCCCUAGCCCCAGGGAUAUUAUGUCAUGUGCGUGUGCGUGUGCGUGUGUGUGUGUGUGUGCACGUGUGUGUGCACCUUGCGACCCAGGACAGAAGCUGCAUCUUAAAGGCGGGUUUUUCCCUCUUUCUGGAAUGUGUGUUGCCCUCCCCUGGUGCCUCUGGUGGCUCUCAGGGCCUGACCUGCUCUACACACCCCUUUCGCCUUCCUCCCCUCCCAUCAUCCUGGGGGUCUGGGACUUCUAGCCAGAAGCCCCCCACUCUGACCACCCUGUUCCCCUCCCCAUGUCCUCUAGGUACCUCCCAGCCUGGAUAUGGCCUGUUGUUUUGGGGUAUCCUCAUGCUGGUCACCUGGCCUGGCCCCUAGAACAGGGCUGGGAGACCCCUCUCCCAUGUGUGUGCUAAUUGUCCUUUGGGAAAAGUGGAGAGUCUAAUACAUUUCUGGUGCUCUGGU
This is a messenger RNA of Manis pentadactyla (Chinese pangolin), 1813 nucleotides long. It is a transcript of the gene R3HDM4, whose product is annotated as R3H domain containing 4. Gene Ontology annotation, molecular function: nucleic acid binding. NCBI's taxonomy places the organism in Eukaryota, Metazoa, Chordata, Mammalia, Pholidota, Manidae. The transcript has 8 exons. The coding region runs from base 78 to 887 and encodes 269 amino acids. The record is from RefSeq and is a predicted model, not a curated record.